Messenger RNA from Pseudozyma hubeiensis SY62, 2352 nucleotides. RefSeq names its product potential exocyst complex component Exo84. Gene Ontology annotation, cellular component: exocyst. Lineage: Eukaryota; Fungi; Basidiomycota; Ustilaginomycetes; Ustilaginales; Ustilaginaceae. The coding region runs from base 1 to 2352 and encodes 783 amino acids. The transcript has a single exon. Gene Ontology annotation, biological process: intracellular protein localization; Golgi to plasma membrane transport; exocytosis. The record is from RefSeq and is a predicted model, not a curated record.
AUGUCCAGAUCACUGCGUACGCGUCCUAUGACGCUGUAUGCACAGGACGGUCAACAGCCACUCAUACCGCCCGUCCCCUCCACCGCUGCAUACGCUCACGACACCGCUUCCACAUCUUCAUACUCGCAACAGCAGGCAUCUUUGCGGCAUUCUCGAUACGAUGUCGCCGCCUCUUCUGCAGCUGCAAGCGGUUCUGGCGGCGGAGCGCUGCUCAAAAAGUCCAAGAAGAAGGCGUCCGAGGUCGGCAGCAAUCUCAAAAAGCGUCUUUCGAUGCGCUAUGCCGAACCUACCCAACUCGGUCCUGGCGGGUUCAGCGCCAUCCCUUCCGUUCCGUCCCUCCCGCCGAUGCCCGAGAUCCACAUCGAUGAUCGCCCGCAUCGCGAUAUCGAAGAUGAUGCCUUGCGGCAUGCCAUCGGUGAAGCUUCCGGCGACGUCGGGUACGAUCCGAACGACGAUCAGCUCGACGCCAUUCGCAAAUCCUCCGAUACGCAACGCUCUCGCACCGACAUUUUUAGCAACGAUCCCGCCGUCGAUCUUCACCUUCUCAGCCAGUCCGACUUUGAUCCACAGGCCUACCUUCGUGCCAAACUAUCGCACCAUUCCGAAUCCAGCCUGCGCAACUUCAAGCAGUCGCUUUCCGCUGCCAAGCAGGCUGCCAACGACGAUCUCAAGCGACAGGUGUUCAAGAACUACUCCGAGUUUAUCACUAUCAGCAAGGAGAUCGCGACGUUGGAAAACGAUAUGUUGGAGUUGAAGGAGUUGCUUUCCGAAUGGAAGCAGCUGCCGCAAGCGCUUGAGCUGGACGACUCGUCUUCCACCACCGGCGGCUUUUCCGAUUCUUUCCAUAGAAAAGCCAACGGUGGCGGUGGGAAGGCGAAUCGGAACAGCACCGUCGAUCUGCAACAGAUCUACCGCGCACAAAUCACCUCUCUGUGGGAAGGAAUCGAAGGCUCGCAAAAGUUUUUGCCGUAUACACCGGGACGUCACCUGAUCGCCGAAGCCAGCAGUUUCACCGAACUCAACGCCGCCACGUACAAACCCCAACAGAGCAUCGCCCUUUUCCUGCUGGACGAUCUGCUGCUCAUAGCGACCAGGAGGAAGAGACAGAUGAGCAGCAAGGUCAGGUUGGUCGCCGAGAGUUGUUUCAGUCUGGCCGAGAUUGUGGUGAUCGAUUUGAAGGAUGGAGGGGAUCUGACGAAUGCGAUCAAGAUCAAGCGCGGGAGGGAGACGUACGUGUACAGGACCGAGAGGGGGGAGGAUAAGAGGGCACUGUUGAACGCAUUCAGGAGGGUGGCGGAGGAGUUGGCCAGGAAGAGGAGGAAUGGAGGUGGCGAGGUGGUGGAUGGAAGCAAGAGGCAGUCGACGUUGUUGAGUUCGCCUGCGGGCAAGCAAUUUGCAGCAGCGGCGAGGGGGUUACAUAGCGAACUGUUGACGCCGAUCGGUGAGCUGGGCGAUGCCAUGCGUGACGCAAACGAAGGAGGGAUGAUGGCAGCAGCAGCGGCAUCGGCUGCGUCCGAACGCAAAGAUCCAGGUCGAUGGAACAACGAUUUCGCCGACCAACUCUCGGUCUGCAUCGCCCUACGAGAAUUCGACCAAGCUACAAACCUCAUCGAAAAAGGUCGUGCCGUUCUAUCGACCUACACGUCCACCUCGGAUGUCUCGUGGAUGCAUCUUUCCGCCAAACUCACCUCCCUCACCUCGGAACUCGUCGCUGCCAUCUCGGCGGAUUUCACGCGUCAGAACCUCAAAAAGUCGAUGGUGGUUCGAAAUGCUUCCUUCCUACUACGCUUGGAUCAGGGCGAGAAAGCGCGACAGCUGUUCCUGGAUGCACGAACCGAACUGCUGAAGAAGCGAACGCGACAGAUCAAGUUCGAAGGAGAUACCGGGCUGUACAUCAGCGAGCUGGCCAUGGUGCACUUUACGCUGAUCAAGAACACGUCCGAGUGGUACAUGGCGGCGUUCAAGGAUGGGAGUAUGGCGAGCGGGUUUGUCGAGUGGGCGUGGGAGCGGGUGGAGGAGUACGCGGUGUUGUUCCGGAGGCAGGUUUUUGGUGUACAGCAGGAGCAGAAGGUGGUGGGCGAGAUGAGGGAGAUCAGUUUGAGGUUGGCGGCGCAGUUGAACGAGGUCGGGCUGGAUUUCGGGUUCUUGUUGGAGGGGUUGUUGCAGCCAGAGCCGAGGCCGGUGACGGGCGAGGAGAUGAGAGCGAAGAUACCCAAAUUGGUGUUGACCAGGUCGAGUAGGAUCGGGAUGGAGGCAGAGCAGAUGAAGGAGGAAAGACAAAAACCGAUGGGACCGGGGGAUACGACGUUGGCUCAGGAGUUGCGCAGACAGAGCAUGCUUCAUCUCAAUUAG